Paramecium tetraurelia is the source of this 444-nucleotide messenger RNA. RefSeq lists its product as uncharacterized. Lineage: Eukaryota; Ciliophora; Oligohymenophorea; Peniculida; Parameciidae. The transcript has a single exon. Gene Ontology annotation, molecular function: GTPase activity; GTP binding. The record is from RefSeq and is a predicted model, not a curated record.
AUGAGGAAUACAUCAUAAUUAUUUUCGGUAUGGGAUGCAUCAGGAUUAAAGAAAUAGUAAGAAUCAAUUAACAAAUAUUAUUAGCAAAUGAAUUUUUGUGUAUUAGUUUAUGAUCUCACAAAGUCAGAGGGAUUUAACUCAAUAAAGAAUUGGAUGAAUUUUGUUUUAAGUUAUUUGGCACAAAUCACUUAAGCAUACUUUCCUUUUAUUUUGGUAGGGACAUUUUUGGAUUUGAAGGAACAAACCGAUGAAGAGUAAGAAAUUUUUUACAAGGAAAUGUAUAAUGAUACUAGGUGUCUCUAAAAGAUGUAAAUUCUGUGUAGGAUUUAACAAGCCAUCAUUACUGCUACUUUUAAAUUGGAGCAUUAAAAUUUAAGGGUUUAGAAAAAGCUGACUCUAACGAUUUUAGCAAGGAUUUACAUCUGCAUUAGACGAAAAUAUUGA